UGGGGGCGCGUCCUUCACCUCAAUGGCUGCCGGGACGGGAGGGACGCUGGCCGAGCCCUGGGAUUUUGGUAACACAACUGAUACAAUUAAGACAAUACCACAGGAUCUGUUUGCAGAACUAUGUGAACAAAUUAUCAGAUACCUGCAAUGUCAGAUCCCAGCUGUAAAUACAAUUGAGCUAUGUCAGAGAUUUCAAGCAGCUGGGAUUAAAAUAGCUGCUAGUGACCUGGCAAAGGUCGUGAAUGCUAUUUCCUUCGUAUUCAGCACAGCAGCAAAAAAUGAACUCUCAUCUGAAGAAUUGUCCACCAAACUAAGCGGUGCAGCUGGUGGCCUGCCAAAACAAGCUAUACAGGUUAUUCGGCAUGUUUGGAGUGAACAGGGAAGCUCCCUUACAGCAGCGGAAGAUGCAAAACAUAUGGUAGCUGUUGGACAGCUUAUUGAUUUUCAGUGGAAACUAGGGAUGGCAGUCAGUUCUGACAACUGUAAAUCUCUGAAAUCCCCAUAUGUUACCAUCGCAAUGAAGGUGGCAGACGCUUCAGGACACAUCACAAGCAAAACAUUUGAAAUGACAGUCUCACAGUUUCAGAACUUCUACAGUCAAUUCAAGGAGAUGACAAGCAUUCUUGAGACAGUUUGAACAGCACCUCAACAGUUCACAUGAAUCAAAUGAGUCCUUUGGCCUUUCCUAUGAAAGCAAAUGGUUUUUGUUGAAGAAAAAUAUGGAAGUUGGUCAUCAUUCCAAUUGUCUUCAUUAUGUAAUACCUAUUUGGAGAAAAAGAUCCACAGCCAGUCUGUGAAGACACUUCCUGUUUCUGACUCUUAACUCAAGAAUGUGUUGUUAACAGCAAAAAUAGAGAGAGCACACAACUUCCACCAGAAUGCAAUGAUAUGGGCUACACAGAAUAGAUGUUGGGAUAUAACAAGAUAUUUUAAAUCUUGUUUUAAAUAGUUACCACUCUCUGUAUUUAUAAGUAAACUAAGAGUGCAUAACAUAUGACUAAUACGUUGCCUAUGAAAAAUAGCUUGCGGAGUCAACAUUCCAUUCUACAAUGAAAUAAUAUUUAAUAUAACAAAUAAAAAUUUGGAAAAUAUUACUGCA
This is a messenger RNA of Anolis sagrei ordinatus, 1099 nucleotides long. It is a transcript of the gene COMMD6, whose product is annotated as COMM domain containing 6. Gene Ontology annotation, molecular function: NF-kappaB binding. The record is from RefSeq and is a predicted model, not a curated record. NCBI's taxonomy places the organism in Eukaryota, Metazoa, Chordata, Lepidosauria, Squamata, Anolidae.